Charadrius vociferus (killdeer) is the source of this 3768-nucleotide messenger RNA. It is a transcript of the gene CNTLN, whose product is annotated as centlein, centrosomal protein. The coding region runs from base 1 to 3768 and encodes 1255 amino acids. Gene Ontology annotation, biological process: centriole-centriole cohesion; protein localization to organelle. The record is from RefSeq and is a predicted model, not a curated record. NCBI's taxonomy places the organism in Eukaryota, Metazoa, Chordata, Aves, Charadriiformes, Charadriidae. The transcript is spliced from 26 exons. Gene Ontology annotation, cellular component: centriole; centrosome.
AUGUUGGCCACUACCAACCACCUCUUCUUUUCCUAUGUGCCUCAGCAGAGUUUCCAGGAGGAUCUGCUCUGUGAUCUUGCUGGGCAUAGAGGAACCUUGCCAGACUGCCAUGACUUCUCAAAAAUGAUGGAUAGUGGCUUACCAACUUUGUCUGCCAGUUUGACUCCAUCUGCAAGUUCCCUCAGGACCAGUGGAUGUAUCUCAUCAGGUCCCAUGGACUGUGCAACUUCAGGUUCCUCAGGUGGUCUAGCUGAUAAAGAAUUUGUGUGGUGUCUGUGGAAACGUCUCCAAGUGUCCAGUCCAGAUCUUACUCAAGCUGUCAGCUUGGUUGUGGAAAGAGAAAAGCAGAAAGCUGAAGUCAAGGACAGAAGGGUUUUAGAGAUUUUGCAAGCCAAAGACAGCAAAAUAGAAACCCUAGAACAGAGACUCACAGGACAGCAGCAGGAGAUAAACAACUUAAUACAGAGAAAAAUUGCUGUGGAUGAGGAAAAUGCCCGUUUGAAGAAUGAAUUCAGUAACUUGAACCAGAAAUUUAAAGAUAAAAGCCAAGAACUUAAGGACACUGAGGAGUGUGCACAGAAGAAAGAAGAGCAAAACAGGCUGGUUAUAAAAAACCUGGAGGAGGAAAAUAAGGGAUUAAAUACACGCUGUGCUGACCUGCUACAUGACCUGGAGAAACUGAGGAAGCAGGAGGCACAAUGGAAAACAGAAAAAUCUGGCAAUGAUGCCAGAAUAAAGAAUUUGGAAACUGAUUUAGCAGAUGCAAGAGAACAAAUGAAAGAGUUGCACAGUGUAUGCAGUAACUUAUCGUCUCAGGUAGCUGUGAAACAGGAAGAACUCUCCCAAAAGGAUUGUGAUGUGAUCAGAGCUAGGAAGGAGUUACAGGAGCUGCAGAAUCUUUACAGGCAAAACAUUGAACAUACAGCACAGCAAGCUGAGUUGAUAAAGCAGCUUCAGGUUCUCAAUACUGAUACACAAAAAGUACUGAAAGACCAAGAAGAUGCUCACACAGCUGAAACAACAUCGUAUCAAAAACUUUAUAAUGAAUUGACUUCAUGUUUUGAAGCUGUUAAAACAAGUGAAAUUCAACUGCAGCGAACCUGUGCCUCCCUUCAGGAUCAGUUACUUGGAAAAGAUCAAAAGAUUGGUCAGUUACAAGAACAACUUCAGCAGGCUCAUGAUGCUUUAAAUCAGGAUUCUUCUCCAAAAUGCGAAGUACAAGAACCACCUGUGAAACGUUCAAGGUCUCUGUCCCCAAAGAGCUCUUUUAGAGAGUCAGAGGAGACUCGAGAAACUGAUGAGCUAAGAGCAGCCCAUGAAAAACACAAAGAGAGGCUGCAGAUGUUACAGACCAACUACAGAGCACUAAAAGAGCAAUUAAAGCUGUGGGAAGAGGGCGAUAGCAGGCUUGAAAGUAGUAAAAGCAGUUACCAGCAUGCAGACCCCCGUCAGCUUUGUCAAGAAGAUUCUGAUGCUGUGUGGAAUGAACUGGCUUUUUUCAAAAGGGAACACAAAAAGCUGUUGAUUGAAAAACUGAAUCUCGAAGAAGAAUUGGAUCAGAUGAAAGUACACCAAUCUGUUGAGCCACUUUUUAAACUUAGUGAAGAUGAUGGUGUCAAGAACAGUACUCCAAAGAGGAAUAUGAAAGAAGUUUCACAUCAGACAUUACAGAAGGUACAACAACUAGAAAGAAGAUUCAAAGCUAUUGAAGGGGAAUUAAAGAAACAGAAAGAAGUAAAUAAAGACUUAUUAAAGGAGAAAAAUUAUUUGAAAGCAUCUUUGAAAGUGCAAAAGGAAGAUGCAGACACAAGAGAAAGAGAGCUGGAGACGCUACUUAAGAGGAUUUGUGAAAUAAAAAAUGACAAAGCAGAACUCCAGUUAGUGAUUGAUGAGCAGGAAAAUGAAGCUGCCUCUUUGAAGAAGCAAGUGGCAGAAGCUAACAGGUUGAGAAAUGAAAAUGAAGAUUUGCUGAGUCAAGUGCAGGAGCUGAAGUGUUUGCUGGAAGAAGCCAAAGCAGUGGCGACCUCUGGGCAAUGUAAUUGCAAGAUAACAGGCACCAAGGUUAAAUUAAAAACAGCCAAGAAAAAGAGCUCUUUGGGACAUCAUGGAGCUUUUCUCAAACAGUCCAUCAAGGUUAUGAGUAAUGUAUUUGAGAACUUCAGUAAGGACGGCUGGGAGGAUGUGAGUGAAAGCAGUGACUCUGAAAUACCAACUUCUGAAAGUUUGGAAGCAGUAAUUAUGAAAACAGUGCAAAACACCGAUCCACUGCCAGACAGAAGUAAACAACACGGAAAAAAGCAAAUACAAGAUAGUCAAAAGCCCUGCAACGUUGUUCAUUUAGAAGGCAAAAACCAGCAGUGUAAUAAAAAGGGCCCUUCACACAGUAAAGACCUAGAAAAGUUACCUUCCAAGAGGAAGAAGAUCUGCUGUCUCAUAACAUCUUAUCCAUCAAUUCUAAGCAAAGUGAACAGAACAAAAAGGAGAAAUAUCAUUGUCCAGAAACCGGGAUACUCUGUUACUCUACUGCAGGAAAGAAUUAAGUCAUUGCAGCAGCAGAUAGCUGUUUUACAGAGUGAAAAAAAGACAGCAGUGUCUUCUGUGAAGGGAUUUAAAGAAACCAAUGAAAAACUAACAACUCGGCUACAUUUGGCUGAUCAGAGACUUCAAACUAGUAAACUGACUAUAGAGGUGUUGACCUCCAACCUGGCCAAGUGGCAACAGGAGAAGGAAGAUUUACAAGGAAAAUUGAAGUUGAGAGAACAUCUGUCUCAAACUGCUGGCAAGAGUGAAGCCACACCAGCUCCUUCUAAGAACAGUGAUUUAGAGAUGAAACAGCUGCAGUGCAAACUAAAGAAUUCGAAUAAUGAAAUCACUAAGCAGUCGGCCACCAUUAAGUCACUAAAAAAUGAAGUCCAGGAAAAAGAAGAACGGGUUCGGGAACUACAGGCGAAGAUUUCUCGAUUGGAGAGGGACCUUAAUAUGAAAAGACAUUUGAUAGAAGACUUAAGGUCUCGUCUAAAAGCAAAUCAAGAAAAUGAGAAAACCUCUAAUGAAACAUUAGAAAGCCUUGAGAGAAAGGUAAAGGCACUGGCUGAAGACUGUUCAAACAAAAAAGCUUCCAUUGACUCACUGAAACAAAGACUGAAUGUAGUUACAAAGGAGAAGUCUCAGUAUGAGCAGAUGUAUCAUAAGGCUAAAGACGAGUUGGAGAAAAAGGAUGUCAAGCUUAACAAUCUAGAGAGCAAAAUGAUUGAGACUGAAUAUGCCAUGACUGAACUUGAGGCUACUGCAUCUCGACAACUACAUGGCUUGGCUAAACAGACUGGACAGGCUUUGGAAACUGUACAGAAGAAGCUGCUGCUCACCAAUGACAAAGUAGAAGAGUUCAUGACAUUUGUUAAGGCUCUAACCAGGGAGUUACAGCAAAGUGUACAAGAGCUGAGAACAAAAAUCAAACAGGCAAAAAAAAUGGGAGAAGUGAGAGCAUGCAAAAAGGGUCUUUCCCAAGAGUCUGUUCAGUUGGCAGCGUCUAUCCUUAAUGUUUCAACAACUGAUCUUGAGGAGAUAUUAGAAGUAGAAGAUGAUGAGGAAACAGCAAAGGCAAAAAUGGAAUUUGAAAAAGAUAAAGAAUGGCUGCAGCAUAUACAGAAACUUCUUGAAGCACAGUUUCCUUUUGCCUCAUCCUUAAUGGAUGCCAUACUGGAAAAAUUAAAUGAGAAGAAGAAACUGGUAGAAGAGUACAGUUCUCUUAUGAAGCACACUGUAUGA